AUGAGGAACAGAGCCAAUCUCGGACCAAAUUCGAGGCCAGCGCUCAAAUUGCUAUGGAUGAUCAGAAAACGCAAACAACCCUCCCUCUCUUUCCUCUGUUCCACAAUCCCGGACGGCUGUGCCGCGGUUCUCACCGGCCACGAAGACGUCGUCGUCGAAAUCCUCGCAAGACUGCCGGUCAAAACCCUAAUGCGAUUCCGGUGUGUCUGCACGACAUGGCGUUCGCUUAUCGGCUACACCCAUUUCGUCAAGAAGCACAUGAAAUACGACGCCGAGAGAGGCGUAAACGACGCCGAUAUGCGGCUGCUGUUCUCCAUGAAGCCGCCCAGCACCAUGGGCUUGGUGGAUUUGAAGGACGCUGAGCUGGAUUCGAAGACAUUCAGAGAUGACGGCCGUGUUCCGGUCAGAGAGCUUGAGUUUCCGGUAUGUCUUGAUUUCGUUUCGGAUAUAGUGAAUGUUGGUAGUUGCAAUGGGAUUAUUUGUGUUCAUUUUGACAAGGAUUAUGUGUUGUGGAACCCUUGUACUGGAGAGCACAACGUGUUGCCGAAACCGAGUGGUCUUUCUUGCUAUCCAAAGUAUUAUGGAUUCGGUUAUGAUGAAAUUAAUGAUGAUUACAAGGUAGUUUUGGGGUCACAUAGUGAAUAUGAUGUGUAUGGUCCGAUGGAACCAAUGAUUCAGGUGUUUUCGUUGAGGAGAGGUACAUGGAACACUUAUCCCGGCCCGAGGAACAGUAACAGGAGAUGGACUUGCAUGAGAGGGCAGGGGGGUUUUCUGAAUGGAGUGCUGCAUUGGUUGUGGCUUGAGGAGUCGUCCUGGGAUACACCAAGCACGGAGAUUAUGCCUUUUAGUUUAGCUGAGGAGAAAUUUCUGGAGGUGAUGCCGAUUCCCUGGGAUGAAUAG
This is a messenger RNA of Fragaria vesca subsp. vesca, 900 nucleotides long. Its product is annotated as putative F-box protein At3g16210-like. Gene Ontology annotation, molecular function: protein binding. The record is from RefSeq and is a predicted model, not a curated record. The transcript has a single exon. Bases 1 to 900 code for a protein of 299 amino acids. Lineage: Eukaryota; Viridiplantae; Streptophyta; Magnoliopsida; Rosales; Rosaceae.